AUGACAUACACGAUUAUCACGGCUGAUCCGACUUUGACGCUGACGGCGACCGCUCCUGUUGAGCGCAGAAUGAAGGUUGACGGUAGCGACGCUGCCUUUGGUGAUUGGAGGGAUGACCUCGUCAGAGAUGGAUACGCUGUCAUCAAGGGCGCAAUCCCUACUGAGAGGGUAGAGGGAUACGCUGACCGGAUGUACUCACUCAUUGAGGGCUUCGGUCUCGGAUACGACCGUAACGAUCCAUCUACAGUCCACCCAGACAAGCUUCCAGUCAUCACUGAGAAGGGCAUGCUCUUUACCUAUGCUGCUUGCCACGAGGACUUUGUAUGGGACAUCCGCAGCGAACCCCGCGUCAUCGAAGCCUUCGAAAAAGUGUACCAGGACAAGGAUCUCAUCGUGUCCUUCGACGCGAUCAACUACGGCUUUGCCAACCGCACAAACCUCCCAAAGAACUCGCCCUGGCCGCACCAAGACCAAGACCCCGAGAAACCCGGAUUCCGCUGCCUUCAGGGCCUCGUCAACUUGCACAACGCAGGCCCAAACGAUGGUGGCUUGAUCGUCUGCAAAGGAAGCCAUCUUCUUAGCGAGCAAUUCCAUCACGAUAUGAAAGAUGAAGAGCGCAUCCCAGCCUGGACGCCAGAAUGGUACGGAUACACUGACGCGGGCAUGAAAUGGCUCGAAGAGCACGGCUGCACCUGGUACAAGGUCGAGGCAGAGGCUGGCGACUUGAUUGUGUGGGACUCGAGAACAGCGCACUACAACGUGCCUACCUCCUCGGAUGUUGACCGUCUGGCUAUCUACACUUGCUAUAUGCCAGUAUCGGACGCGACUCAGGAAGAGUUGAUCCGGAAGAAGGAUGCCUUCGACCACCGUGUCGGUACGACACAUUGGCCCAACGCGAGGAAUGUGGGUUGGAACGAAGCGAAGAGGAACGGAGUGUUGGAUACUAUUCAGAGAAGCCGGCCUUCGAGGGAGCCUCAGUUGAGUGAGCGGGCUUUUAAGUUGACUGGUAUUCCGUACAUCAAGGCCUCGGCGUGA
This is a messenger RNA of Didymosphaeria variabile, 1035 nucleotides long. RefSeq lists its product as uncharacterized. Lineage: Eukaryota; Fungi; Ascomycota; Dothideomycetes; Pleosporales; Didymosphaeriaceae. The record is from RefSeq and is a predicted model, not a curated record. The transcript is spliced from 2 exons. Bases 1 to 1035 code for a protein of 344 amino acids.